This is a messenger RNA of Catharus ustulatus (Swainson's thrush), 6113 nucleotides long. It is a transcript of the gene POPDC2, whose product is annotated as popeye domain containing 2. Lineage: Eukaryota; Metazoa; Chordata; Aves; Passeriformes; Turdidae. Gene Ontology annotation, cellular component: sarcolemma. Bases 4517 to 5395 code for a protein of 292 amino acids. The transcript is spliced from 3 exons. Gene Ontology annotation, molecular function: cAMP binding. The record is from RefSeq and is a predicted model, not a curated record.
UAUAAUUUGGAAAUUAGGGAACUCUCAGACAAUAUAUGUGGGUUUUGGAAUAACAGUUCUUUACUGCAAGACAAACAAGAACAACAUCUGCUAUGAACAGAUCAGUGACAAAACAGAACGAAACUCAGUCUCAAUCCUUUUGUCUGGUCAGGCCACACGGUCCCGAUGGAGUGGGGGCGGAGUGGCUUUUUUUUUUCUCAGUCGCGGGAACUGCAGGAGCAGGCAGGCGACCGCGGCAGGGCCGUCCCAGGUAGGAGACAGGUGAAGGAAAUGAAACCUCUGCUCACCCUUUGCAUCCUGGUUCUCAGCGCUGUUCUCAGAAGCAGGAAGCUGUAGCAGUGUCGGAGUGCAGGACCUGGUCGCACCACGGAGCAAGAAAGAAGUUCUCUCCUCUGCGUUCCAGCCGGCCAGCUCGAGUGGCUCAUCACAGGGACAAAGCAAUUUACAGCUAUUCAUGCCCACCCCCUCUUUUGUCUUGGGUAAUCAAACCGGCUGGGUACUUUGAUAUGCUAAUGGAAAAAAUUCUUUCCACUGAGGGAACGAGUAAAAAAACUCCCCCAACCCCUAACAACGACCAAUGUUCCUGACCUCUGUUUCUUUUUAAGUAAAGAAAUGGCAGUGCCCUCUUUUCUGAAAACAGCGUACUGCAGGAAUGAGAGAAUGAGAAAAACAUGCGUAAUUAUUAACAUAGGAACACUAAUUACCACAGUGGUGUGGUUGAACAGAGAGGACUUCAGUGGGUUUUCCCACCGAUGCAAAUUGUGAAAUGCUAGUAGCAUUGCACUCUUCCAGCUUUCAGCAGUCAUGGUGAAGCUUGUAGUGCUAUUUGUGACAGUAGCUGUAACUAUGUUUGUACAAAGGCGCAAAUGCCGUCAUGAAAUUAACUUAGAGUCAAAACUGUAUUUAAUUUCCUCAUGUUCAAAUUCUUCCGAUGGUUUUUGAAUACUGUUACCCAAGCUUCAUUCUUUAUAAUGAAAAAUCAGGUGCUUCCCAUCUCAAACUCGCUUGAGCCAGUAGUUCUUCAAGGGAAAGGGAGCAGAGGAUUGUUCUCUGUCACUGCAAGUGACUUUUGUGUGCAGGUUACUUGCCUGAAAGUAAAGCUUUUUUUAUGCUAAGUUUUUGUUGUGUUGAGCUUGUGCACACAUGGGCUUUUGUUUUCUGGCUCCUUUUUUUCACUUGUAUGAGAUGAUAGUGGGAGGGUAGUUGCCUUUGAUUCCUUCUUACAGUCUAGAGAAACAUUAAGUGCAAUUUCUGAUUUGUUACAAGUGGGGCUUCUCUGGCUUCCUACUAUGUAUUUGUGCAAUCCUAAUGUUACUCUUCCUGUGGUGAGUUGACUUUCCUGAAGAUAGUAUCACUGUGAGAUUUGGGACUGAUAAUCUCUGUGUUGUGUGGUUAUCAAGGACAGAGGAUUUAUUUACCAAACAGUGCAGGCUGUACCUGCAUUGCAUCAUCACAUGCAGCUAAAUAUUAAGUGCUACUGGUUGAGUCCAUUUUAAGUGGGGAAAUUAGUGAAGUACCUGUUUCCACACUGCCUGUUUCAGUGCUGAAAAGCUUGACAUGUUUGUUUUUCUUCUUCAGAAACACAUUUUGUACUAAUGCUUAGGUGUUUACUCCCAGGGAAGGAUCUUAAUGCUGCUCAGGUGUUUUCUAUGAACUUGCUAUCUUGAUUCAAAAUCGUUUUCAACUUUAGUAUGUCCCUUUCCCAUUGAAUCAGUACUGGCUUUUGAACACUUGUCUUGGAUAAAUUAGCAUCCCUGGAUGAAGGGCACGUACUCUAAUCCAAAGCAAGGCAAGAAAAUAAAAUGCCUCUUCGAUAAUAAGAGGUUUUUUUACUUUUGCUGGAUGGAAAACUGAAAGUGCUGUGAAGAUGAUCUGUGUGGCCAUGGUACUGUCAAGGAAGAAAUGAAGAUUUAGUCUUGGUGGUUCGACCACUUUACAAAUCUUCCUUUUAGAAAUUUGAGUCUGAAAACACUAAGUUAAUCUCUAGUGUGUGCUGCGAGAUCUGUCUUUUGCACUGCUGUAUCUCUCUCUCCAGUGUCACACUGAGACCCAGCAGAAAAGUUGUGUAGUUUCUAAUGAGAGCUUUGUACUGUUAUUGCUGUGGGUUGAAAGUUUCCUGUCUGCCUUUCACAGAGAAAUUACAACAGGUCAUCCUCACCCAUGGUGCUGGCUUCAGCAUCACUGCAGCACCACUAUUUAUGUUCUUGAAGAUGUCAGAUGAAGGCCUUUUUUGUCCUACUGAGUCAUUAAUACUGUGUUCCAGUUUAUUUUUUACUCGGGAAUUUACCUAACUGAAGAAUGAAAUUACUUACUUUGUUUUUCUCCACUUUCUUUGAUGCUCCUACAAAAGAGUUUUGGCAGUAUGAAAAAGUAGGAGAAAUUGCAAUGAUGCUUCUCAGGAUACUUCCUCUAACGUAGUUUUACAUUUCUACUCAUAGCAGUUCAGUUUUGUCUCACAGAUCUAAUGCAAAGUAUCUUUCUCCUAAGUGUUCACAAUCAUGAUAUCCCAACUCCCCAUUUUAUCAGAUGUCAACCUAUCUUGGAGAGAAGGCUCUUUACAGAUUUUUUGCAGAGGCCUAAAGGUAAGCAAGUUGUCGGGAUCAUAUAGCGAGUAUAUGGCAAUGGUAUGAAAAACAGAACCUGGAUCCCAAGACUUUUAUUGUGGUACUUUAGCUAUAAGAUCACCUGUCCUGCUUUGCAGAGGUCAAGAGAAAGUUCUUCAUUUCCCUGUAACUCUUGCACAUGAGUGUUUUUCUGCUUCAGUAGCUAGGAUUUAUUUCUUCACUUAGUUAAGGGGCCUCUGAAGAACAGGUUCCCUGUUUCACUUCACCCUUAGCAGAAAGCACCUUUUUGAAUGUACUGUACUCACCCUGUGCAAAGCUUAAUUUGUAUUCUUUCCUUCCCACAUGUCAGCGUGCCAGGUUGGCUCUUAGGAGCCAUGCAGCUCUGUAUUGCAUAUGGUCUCAUCAUUGCAGAAAUAGGAUUGUACUGGCUAAGACCAUGAUGAAUUCUUUAAGAUUGCCAUAAAGCACUGCUGCAGCCUUGCCCAGGAGACAGUUAUUCCAGAGCACUAUUAGCUAGGAGAGGCGGUUAGUGUGUCUUUAACUGAAUGGUGCCAAUGGGAAUGGUGUUAGGCAGUGUAACCGCAAGCUCGGCCUGAAACACGACCAACCUUGAAACCCUAUCUCUACCCCACUAACCCAUGCAGGCUGACUUCAUCCUGUGUUGGGAGACCAUGUGGGUUGCAUCAAUGCCUGAAAUGUAACUGCAUCCUGGCAGUAGGGCAGAUCCUGCCUGUGUGACCGAUAAUGUGCCACUUGAAGCAGGUGAGGAAUUGCAUUUAUGCUUGUUUUGUGUAGCUGACCAUGGCAGACUGACUUCAAAGGCUCCCUGUUGUGCCAAUGUCCUGGGUUACCAGAGUGGGAAGUGUUGGCUGUGCUCUUUGGGCUAAAUCAAGGUCUGGGGCAGGUUCUAAACAGCUAUUUAAAAAAUGAGAAUGUGAGAUGAUGUUUCUCAAGGGUGCUUCCCAGCAGAGCCUGUAAUCCCUCAACUAGGAUUUCCCCACAAAAGGUGCUUCCAAGUGUUAUACGUUCACAAAGCUUUUGGCAGGAUAGUCUCAUCUUCAUGAUAGAUGAAACUGGGUGCCAGAGGCUUGCCCUUGCAUUCACAGUUCUCUGGCUUUGCAAAGCUCUUCCUUGUGCCCCUUGAUCUAAAACAUCCCACAAAAGUGAGCUCCCUGGUGUGAGGGGAGGCUGUAAUGGACCUGGAAAGUAUUAAUUGAGAGCCAGCCUUUCUUAUUUUGCUAAGUCCCUGCCUUAGUUACGAGACACAGUGAGAAAAGGGAGAUGACCAUUUUUCUUUUUUGUGCUGGGUGAAAGUCACUCUCUUACAGGAGUGCAGAGCAGUGGAAAGCCUGAUGUGUGACUGCCACGAUAAGCUGGUUGUUUUCCCUUUUCUCCUCCUCACGCUGUGCUGGGCUUAUCUGGCUGCCUGAGUUAUGUUAAGUAGCGGGUGCAUGCUUGCUCUCCAUUCUCCUCGCUGCUUUGCUCCUUGGAUUUCAAUUCCAAACAUGGUUAUCCAUUUGGGGUCUCUCUCCGUUUCACUGCCAAGAGAUACACAUUCCACACUCAACACCAGCUCCCUCUACUGCUGUCUCACAGUUGCUAUUCCAUUUGCUGCAGCGCAGGCAAGACAGGCGGUGCAAGGAGAUCUCUGUCCUGUCCGUGAAUUUUCUAGUUAGUGUCCUUGACUUUUUUUGACUGAGCUCUUUUGGCCUCACAUUUGCCAGCUUCUUUUCUCACUGUUGUGGCUAGGAAGGGGGCCAGCCGACGCAUUGUGAGCCACAGAGGAGAAGUGAACGCUUUUGGAAUUUUUCGGGUGCUAAAACAUUUGGUAGCACUUUUUUAGCAUGUUACUCUAAAGCACUACUGUGGGACCAGACAGUGCUCAAGAGGAAGAGGAGGAGGAACAGCUACCCAGCAGUUCUGGUUUCCAACCUCUGCAGCACCUUUUGUGUAUGACAAUUCAUUUUGAGCACAGGACGGCUGGGGAGGGUGGGGAGUGGGGAAGGAUGAGUGCAAACAGCCUCUCUUGGGACCAGGCUGUUCUCCAACCUCCGGUGUGUGAUGCCUGGACUGAAAUUAUGGAGGAAGCAGCCUACCAGCUGGCCAGCUGUAUUGUUCUCUUGGGUUACAUGGGGGGCAGUGGCAUCUUUGGGUCCCUCUAUAUCUUUGGCCUCCUGGCCCCAGGCUACUUCUGCUAUGCUCUGUGGGGCUGGCUGAGCGCUUGUGGGCUGGAUAUCUUCAUCUGGAACAUGCUGCUGGUCCUUGCCUGCUUGCUUCAGCUGGCUCACCUGGCUUACCGGCUCCAUAGAAACACCAUCCAAGAAGAGUUUGACCUCCUCUACAAGACCAUGUACCUGCCCUUGCAGGUGCCCCUGGAAGUCUACAAAGAGAUCGUGAAGUGCUGUGAAGAGCAGGUCCAGUCACUAGUCAGAGACCAGAAUUAUGCAGUGGAGGGCAAGACACCCAUUGACCGCCUCUCGUUGCUACUGUCUGGCAGGAUUCGAGUGUGCCAGGAUGGACAGUUCCUUCACUACGUCUUUCCAUACCAGUUCCUGGACUCUCCAGAGUGGGAGUCACUGCGACCCUCUGAGGAAGGGACUUUCCAGCCUCUGAAAACCAUCUCCAGAGUUGUCACCCUCUCUGCAAAGGACGAGCUCCUCUGGCUCCCACUCAGACCCCUGAACUCUAGGGAGCAACAGGCUGCUUUGAUCCUGAAGCCCUUCCAAGGGAGCAGAUGCUCACACAGGUUUUUGACCAGAGACACUCUAGCAUGCAGAGACGUCUGCCAGCAGAUAUAUCUAUACUCAGGAGCACAUGAAGCACACGCUUAAGACUGCAGUGUGACACUCCAGCACCUCCUAUCCCAUGGCUGUUCACCAGAGCUGCCUUCCCCAGUGUGCUUCCAUGGUUUGUUUUCUAGUCCUACCUCUCUGAGAUUGUCAGCAGCUCUGUCUCCGAAGUGCACCAAUAUCCUGCAAGCAAUACCAGCCUGCUUGCAGAAUCUGUGUUCCCUUUGUUUCAAUGAUUCCCAUUAAAGUCAGAGAUGAAAAUUCUGGUGUUUGAGAAUUUGAAGAGGGAGAAAACAGCUGGAGGGAGGGAUGAUUUGAAGAGCAACAUCAUUUAAAGCAUUCUCAAGGCACAGAGUAGAUAGGGCAAGGGGAAAUGGGCCAGCCGACAGCUUUGGUAAAGGACUUUCAAUGGAGAGUUUGAUGAUAUGCAUCUCACUGGGCAUCCACUCUAAUAAGACCAGAAAUUGCUUUUCCAGGAGUCAGGAUUUCUCAUUUAUGACAAGCACAACUUCUCAAACAAGCUGGCAAAAAAAGACUUCUGGUUGGUUGUUUGCCCUGAUUCUUGAAAUAAGAAAGAGAAGGAAUUGAGAUUGGGAACAGGUGUAAGCAAGAACCCUUUUUUUGUGUGUGCUCAAGGGGGACGUGACCUCAGGGUGUACAAACAUCAAAUGAAAAAAAAGAAUGGAUACAAAACAUCUGUGAAGAGUGCAGCCAUUGGUAGGAAGGACAGUGCCUUAAUGAAAACUGUGUAGAGAUGGAA